GAACCAAUUUGUUAUUGUAACCUAUAGAGGUAUACAUCAGUAGCUGAAGGUUGCUUUAUACUAACGCAACUUGAGCUGCGGGUCGCACACAUAUGGAGAUAUGGCGACUGGCGUCAACCUCACUCUUCAACAGUACAAUGACACCUACAACCGCCGAUACCUCCCUGCUACUGUGUACGUAUCGGUCAUGAUGGUCGUUGGCUUUGUGGGCAAUUCUGUUGUUUUUUACGUAUACCUAAAGAAGUUCAAGCCGAGCACAACUAGGUGUUUCAUUCUUGUGGUAGCCCUUCUGGAUAUUCUUAACGCCCUAAUGUGUUGUCCAGUACAGAUAUUUCAAAUGAGAAACUUUGUAACGUUUGGGAGAUCCGGGGCGUGUAGGUUCAUGAUAACGAGUGUGACUUAUUUCAGCACUGCGUCUGGCCAGGUUUUAAUCUUAGUGGCCGUUGACAGAUACAAGAAGGUGUGUCGACCCUUCCGAAAACAGAUGACGCAAUAUACAGCAAAACUGGCUUGUGGAAUACUUUGUGUUGUGUUGCUCGUGCUCAUGAUUCCGGCUCCACUGAUUUACGGGCCAAAACCCGUGACACGAUAUAAUGUGAAUAUUACCAUUUGUCGGCCCCUACGAGACAGAGAGGACUAUUAUAAGGCGUACACUGGCUUUUGGAUGAUCAUGUUAUUCGGAUUGGUUAUCUCCCUUGGUGUCCUGUAUUCCUGUAUCUGGUGCCGAGUAUAUCAACAGAUGAAGUACAGACAGACCUUGAAACCCUCAAGUCGUGUUGAAGGCAGUGCUGGUCCCUCAGAGCAUGGGAAGCAAAAUCAGUGCGCGUGUCAAGUCGAAGGAUGCCUAAAAUUGAAGUCGACUCAAGAUACAUAUCGAAGUCAAGAAACCCCAGCAUCCAGCCAUGAUUUAACCUCACACUCUGUUCCUUCACCUUCUCCUUCAGAGAGCGCACAAAUAACUGCAUCUUCGACUUCUGUUAUGGAAAUUAACUCAGCACUUAACUCAGACAGCACACACAGAUUCGGCCAUAAAGAUUCACCCAACACAAAUUCAUCGCUGCCAAUGUCUGCCGGAACCGGAGGUGACGUCAGAGUGACGCCACAAGAUCAAGCUGUCCGAAAGAUGACGUUGACGUUAUUUCUGGUAACGAUGGUGUACGUCCUUAGUUGCGUUCCCUAUUUCGUCGUGACAACUAUGAUGUCGAAAGACCCAGAUAACUACGAACUCCUGGCCAUGAAGUACACAUUUUUCUCGAUCUUUGAGAAGUCCUAUCACCUCCAGAUCGCUGCCAACCCCAUAAUCUACAGCUUUCUUAAUAAGCAGUUCCGCAGCGAACUCGGACUGAUUUGUAAAAGGUAAUGGUGACAAACUGCAUGUUAGUAUGCAGGAGAUAUGGCAUCCGGAACAGAUUUAGAACUUGAAACAAGGUGAUUGUUUUCACUCUUCUCUUUACUUACUUUACUCCACAUAUCUUACAAGAAUAUAACAGUUUCUUAUUAGAAUUGACUUGUCUUUAUGUAGUGUGUUAAGUUUUUAACAGCAUUUCGCUUUAAUGAAGAUGCUUGCUUGAUGUGAGUGAGUUAGUGGGUUAGUGAGUGAGUGAGUGAGUGAGUGAGAGAGUGAGCGAGCGCGCGCGUAUAGUUCCUUUUAGCAAUAUUCAAG
Molecule: messenger RNA, 1663 nt
Organism: Haliotis rufescens (red abalone)
Lineage: Eukaryota; Metazoa; Mollusca; Gastropoda; Lepetellida; Haliotidae
Product: G-protein coupled receptor 84-like
Exons: 2
Coding region: 101-1360 (419 amino acids)
Biological process (GO): neuropeptide signaling pathway
Cellular component (GO): membrane
Molecular function (GO): neuropeptide receptor activity
Source: RefSeq, a predicted model, not a curated record